GUGAAGGUCGUCAGUGAUGCCGCCCUAUGUGAAUAUUGUUGAUUUACCUGUUCAGCUAGUUGAGCAAGUUUUCAAGUAUUUAAGAUACGAAGAAGUUUCCAAACUGAGAGAGAUUUUUUGACUUUGUAUGCCGUGGCAUUCUCAACAAAGGAUUUAAGACUAUUGAGAGAAUGGUUGUAUCCUAUCAUUCAGAACUUCGUUCGCUGUUGCCACGACGUGAAUCUGAGCGUCGAAAUCACUUGCUUAACAGACACUGUGAAACUCUGUCUGCCAUCGAGACACGUCUGUCUCUUUUGAAAAUGAGUAUCAUGCGCUAUGCAGACAAAGAUCGCUGUUGUUUUUUCCCUGGAAAGGUUCUUGAUGAAAUGGAAGGUGUCUGUCGGUUCAUACGAUUGAAUCAAGGUGUUCCGAUAAGACCAUAUGAUAUACUGCAUGAACUUCGAGAUAUAUCUUCUAUGGCGAUGGAGCAUUUUGAAGAAAACAUCCUUCCAUCUCUGCAUCUGAAGUCAGAUCUUGGUAAGAAGGCUUUCUUUUUUAGAGCUAUGUGUUAUUGCUAUGGUUCGAUAGGUUAGUCGUAUCGUCACUUGCUGUUAAUUUUCUUAAUAUCUACAUUUUAAAAUAUCGUCACUACGAUUCCCUGGACUUGGUUUUUCGGCAAGACUCUGAUUUAUGGACGACCUUUGAACGAAUCUUAAGUGACUUUGUGAGAUAUCAGCCAAUCAGCAAACAGUCAGUAUGGAGUAAAAAUGUAUUAUACAAAACCAAGGAAAUAAAGUGGAUACACUUCUUAUACGUGGUUCAAAAACUUUUCAAGGUUAGUAAGGGGUUCAUAGGUUCUAAAAUCGUAAUGCAUGCGGUAGAGGAAAUCAUCCAUAUGGCUACAAAAUAGUCGGCCUCUGGAGUCGUGAUGAGGUCGAAAAACUCUUAGCCUCGACCACAUAGAUCCAAUAUUGCUUAUGUGCACCCCGGUUGUUGAGAACACAAAAUGCCACUCGUGGAUAACGACACGAUGCACAUAGCCAAGCCCAGUUAGGAGUCUGUACUCUUUACAAACAUCCGUAUAUAUUGUAGUACUGUGGUGUGUGCUAUUUAUGUUGUCCCCCACUUGUGUUCUUGUUCACUACAUUUGGUGUCGCUGCCAACCAGGGGGGGUGUUGUUCUGCGAACGCCAUUGCGGGCAUAGAGCUGAGGUGCUAGUUGGAGCAGUCUGGUGCGGAAAGGUGGCGUCGAGUGGGGUGCUCUGGCGAGGUGGCGUUGGCUGUAGCGGGUACUGUCGACGAAGAGUAGCGGUGGGACAUGCAGCUGCUGGGCGGACGUCGGAUGUAGAUGGCUCAUCAGGCCAGUGGGGCGCGGGUGUUAAGCGCCCCAGGUGCCGGGGUGAUAUCGGAUGUGGUUGCCCCGGCAGGCCGACGGACCUGUAGAGGUCAGCGCGCCGCGGACUCGACAUUUUGACGGAGGGCGUAGCACAGACUGAAGAGACGAAGAAUGUGACGCGGCGAGCAUGAACCACCGCAAGAACGACUGCUUCAAAGGGGGGACGAGUGUGGUGUGUGCUACUUGUAUUGACAUAAGUAUUAUAUGAUGUUAGUCGUGAACAGAAAGUCUGGCAGCAAAGAGACAAGAGGAUCGAAUAGUAAAGAAUGGAAACAGGAUGCAAUUUGUAUGAAAAUUCAAGAACAAUGAAGUCUGAGUCAUUUAGAGGCAAUUGGUGGACAUUUUGCUAAUUAAGCAUUUACUUUAUGAUUGUUAGAUUUUAUUAACAAGUCCUGUAAUUUUUUGUUAAAAAGAUUCGAUCGUCCCUACCCGUGUUCUGUUCACUACAGUACCUGGUUUCAGCCAGUAUUACUGGUGCUUUUAUUAUCCAGUUCGCGAUAAUUUUCGUAAUUUGCCUUAGUUAGGGAUUAUAUAUAGGGUUUUCAUCACGAACUGACAUCAGCUAUAAUGCCAGAAGUUUAUUUAGUCAAAUGCAUGAAAGGCUUUUGCGUUAAAAUCCGAGAUCUAUUAUCUUAUACCUGUGUGAUUCGUCCACAAAUUAUAGACUCGCUGUUUUAUUUGUUAUAGCCGCUCAAUUAUCACGUUUUGUACAAAAUUCCCUGUGAACCGAUCGUACGUUGGCAUUAAGCACUGAAGUUGGCGCUGUAACCUUGAAAUCUCUAAACCGCUUCUGAGUGGCUCGUCCAUAAAUUGGAGUCUCGCUGGUUGUCUAGUUUUCAGAAUGACAUUUAUAGUAAAAAAGAAUAUGUACAACUAAUCGCACUCCUGUAAUUAUUAGUGAAACAACCAAUAUGAUGUUAUUUAGAAGCCAAGUGUUGUAUAUUGUGUGUUUUUAAUAUAAAUACGUAAACGACUGUUGUGUGUGGGUUAGUCAAAGUUUUGAGUUACCGUUAUGGUUAGUGAUGAUUUUGCACAAAAGCAGUCGAACUGGUAUUGUAAAUGUUGGCCAAUAUCUGAUUCUCGAAGUCCGCUGUUUUAUGAGGAUUGUCCCCAUAGAUAUUUCAUGUGGACAUCAAGUUCCACGUCCAUAUCCCGUACAGUUGUAAAAAAAUGUGUAGUACUAAGUGGUAAAAACUCGGGUACGGCACUUUUUUCGUAUUCGGUAAAGGAAAAGAAUGGAUUCAUAUUCGAUUAAGUCAUAGUUACAGUCAAGUCUAAAAUUGGACUCGUAGUAGCAAUAAAACUGAAGGUCAGUGAACCACUGUUUCAUCAAUUGAUCUGAGCGUUAACACGUUCUUUUUUCAUACAUUACUUAUUUAGACAAAUUGAUUUUAUGAAAGUACAAUAUCUGUCAUUUAAGUAAUUUUAAUGCCUAAUUGGCACUAGGUAACUCGUGGCUACCAUCUGAAUUAUCAAGCCCUUCCAUUAGUCAAGCUCGAGGUCCUAUACCAUUAGAUGAGCUCCGCGCAGUUUCAACUUUCAAACGGCAUCAACUAAACCAGUUAGCCCAACAUUCAUGUCAACUCGCUAAUACGGUGAGUUCCUUUAUAUUUCUACUAGAAUUUAUCUACACUCAAUGGCUAAUCAUUGAUUUCGAAUAUACAGGAUUUUCGUUGUCUCUGUUUCAUAGAUCUCUAUGAUUAUAAACAAAAUUUUGUUUAUUCCUCUGUUAUUUUUGGAACCACUCAUAAUCACAACGUUAUUUAACUAGCGUUAUUUUGUCUCAUUUAUUUAUUUAUUUAAACACGUAAACAUUGGUACAAAGAGGCACCAAAUAUAUAUACAACACACUUCGUUAUUCGAUGUGUGAGGAAUGGAAUACCCUCACAGGAUUUAUGUACUUCUGAGGUACACCUUUCAAUGACAGACACUGCCACAGAACCGCCCGGUCUACAGAGUCAAAUGCUGCUUCUAAAUUAAGAAAAAACUAUCAUUGUCUGACGCCCAUAAGUAUGCCUGUGUUCUAGAACCUGACGAAUGGUGAAUAUGUGGUCGAUGCAGCCACGACCAGGUCUGAAGCCAGCCUGAUUUUCUCGUGUUUGCAGUUCACGAGUCUUAGUUAGGUGCCCGAUAAUUAUUGAGGCUAGUAUUUUAGGUGCUAUAUUAGUCAAACUAAUCCCUCUAUGGUUGACACAGGAUGAUUUUGACCCCUUCUUAUAUUUCGCGACAAUGAGUGAUUGUGACCAGUCAGAUGGGAUAACAUCCUACUCCCAGAUUUUAGCUAAAAUAUUAGUCAAAUUAAUCGCUUAAACUGAACCACCAUCCUUAAACACCUCUGGAGCCAAUCCAUCUGGGUCAGCUGCUCUUCCUCGUUUCAUAUUAACUAUAGCCUUUUGAACGUCAGCCAGAUUCUAAGGACCUACUUCAAUGUUUCAUUCACACUGUCUGGGAAUGGAGGGUAGUUGUAGAGUAGCUGAAGACCAGCUGAACUGCCCUUCAAAGUGUUCCGCCCAUCGUUCUAAACGUCUGGACUAGGAACAGAUAAGAGUGUCGUAUUUUUCUGAGAUAGCCUUACUUACACUUGAACUUUAGGUUCCAGUUUAUUUUAUUAGUCUGUAGAGCUGUUUUGUGUUCACUUUAGCCGCCGCCGUUCCCAUCUCUUUUGAUUUCGAUGCCCACCACUGCUCACUGUCGUUCCUUAGACUUUUGCUUAACCUAGAACUGAUUCGCUUUCGCUCAUCAUCGUGUUCAGAGCCUCUGCCAGGGGAGUCCUACUCACUGCCUUCUCGUGGCGGGGGUGUUGUUUACGAAAAUGAGAGGACGAAAAGCGAAUGUCCGGCGCUUUAACCGGAUCCCAUACCAAUGGUGCACAUGGGCUCCAGUAUCGUGCGGGAACAAAUGGCGUAUGAACCAAUCGUUGGUCACCGGCUUCCAUGGGACUGCAUCUCCUCACGAUGCUCCACUGCUUUGUGGAUCAGACCUUCAGGUCGAAGGCUCGGGGAGUGGCUCCCAAGAAAACCACGUGCUUCGGUCUGGGCACCCGGGCAGUAUCACAGCCCUCACACAUAUCGAAUGAGAUUUGUGUGGCGCAUAUGUAUUUGGUGCCUCCUUGUACCAAUAUUUGUGUGUUAAAAUAAAAUAAUGUUCAGAGCCUGGUGGGAUGAGUUUACGAGAAUCCACCAGUGCAAUAGACCUUGAAGAAAUCAAUUGGUUCUUUGUAACCCUGUAGUUUAAAUCACUAAUAGAUAUCACUGCUGUUUCCACAGCUGUUUGUAUAUCUUUCCAAGCAACAUCUGGGUCAGCCUCGUUUUCAGGACUAACUAAGUGUGACCUCAGUUUUUCCUAGAAUCUAUUUUCGGCUUUCUCACCACUUAAUUCAAUUCUAAUGGGUCUUCUUAAAGUGGCUUUCCUGUGUGCAGUUCGGUGCAAACAGACACGUGCCCGUAUAAGAGCAUGAUCGGAGUCCAAACAGGUAUUCCAGAACGAGCGACAAUCUUCUAUCGACCCUCUCCAACGAUGACUGAUGGCAAUGUGAUCUAUUUGAGUCCAUCGUUGGUUUGGUGUAGGGGGUUGCCAUGUUAGACGAUGUCUCUCCUUAUGCUUAAAAUUUGUGUUUGCUGAAAAUAAAUGAUUGUCUGAGCACAGUUGCACAGACGAUCACCAUUAUCUGUUCGCUGGAAUACCAAAAUACCCACAUAAACGUGUUUCUUUUUGGUUUAAGCUACCUACUUGGGCAUUAAAGUCACUUGCUACAAGUACUAUGUCUGAGCGUUUAGCUUUCUGAAGAAGUUCAGAAAGCUUUCUGUAAAAGUUAUCUUCAACUUUAUCCGAGCUACAGUCAGUGGGAGCGUAGGAGAAACGACGAAAAGGUAACGACGUAUGUCGCUGGUUAUCCAUGGUGAUACUUGGGGAGGUAGCCAGUAGAGGAAGUUCAGAGUUGAAAGUCGAUAUAGGAUGAAUAGUAGGAAGUGAAGAGAGAGUUUGAUUAUGGAUACAGUGGUCUUGAGUGGUGUUAGAAGUGAGAGUGGUUAUCACUUCCUGUUUGCCCACAACACGGAAGGGUUCUUCUGGAGGUACCUGGAAAGGGAAUUGGACUAGAGGUGGUCUCAGUGACCUGAGCGCGUGACCGCUGUUCCCAAGGGACAACUACUUGAGGUCGGUCACACAUGGCCUUUUUGUGAGUAAUUUUCUUGUUAGCUCCGUACUUGUUGAGACAUUACCGCCAGAGACGGAUAUCCACAGGAUAAGGCGAGGUGUGCAUUUAUGGGGUCGAACUUUUCUAACUCCACCCCUCCUUGUGGGAAGGCAGCAUCGCUGUCAUGCUGGUUGUCUGAAGGAAGCACCUUACUACCGUCACAUCUCUGUACAGUCAACAGUUUGACUUCACCCUCAGAUCUUGGGUUUGCGCUGCUUUUAGUUUUACUGUUCUUCAACUGACCUGUCUGGCAUAGUAGGAUCUCGAGGAACGAUUGUUCCAGCCAGUGUGGCUCGAUUGGUUCAUAACGAUGGGCAAGCCCGACCACUACGUCAGGGUAGCAACAACGGUCGGGGCCACUCCACGAGCUUUUGACCUACAGGUAUAAUCCAAAAGGCAGUGGAGCAACGGAAUGAAAUUAAAUCCCAUGGUAGCCGGUGACCAACAACAGGUUCAUACGCCUUUCGUUCCCUCGGGACACUGGAGCCCAUGUGCACCAUUGGUUUGGAAUCAAAGUUUUACAAUUUUUCUAGGUGGGUCCUUCAUAUUCACCAACCCAGAUAACGCACCGGAUAUUCGCUCUCUGUUCUCUCAAUUUCGUAAACAACACCCCGCCGUGAGAAGACAGUGAGUAGGACUUCUCCAUAAUACAUCAUAACAAGGUGAGAUUACCUAGGUGAAUAUAAAUGGAAUCGAAAUAAUAAUAGUAUUUAUGAUAAAUAAACAUCAAAUUGUUGUUUUAUAAGGAAAUAUGUCUCAAUCAUUGUUGAGGUUUAGGAUCUAAAAUACAAGAAGUGAGUGGGUGUGCACCACUAAGACCGAAUCUAAUCAGUGUCAUCCAAUAUCUCCAAACCCUGAUCGUGAUUGUCACUCGGAACCUACUAAGUAGUCUAUCAAUAAAUGUUACCCAAUGUACUAAUCCUAUUUCUUGGUUCGGCUUCUCUUAUCACAUCCCUUAUAGACUCAAGUGUCAUCCGUAAAACAUCUAUAUUAUUUUUCAUGCUAAUACUGUUCGGAACUUGCUUGUUUCCUCCAGAUGAUUAUCCAUUUUGACCAAUAUAUCUGGUUCCAAAUAGGAUUAAACGCGCGUCCUGGACCCCACUGCCACCCGCCGUCCGUCUCUUCUGACAAUAUAUUUAGUGUUCGGUCACAAUAAUUUUAGAAUAAAUAAUCCUAGAGUUGUCAUUUUUUCAGAAACAAUUUUUGCGCAUAUUCUGUCCUCUAGUGCAUGUAAUUUGAAGAUCAAAUAUUCAGGCAAAACAUAAUACGAUAAUACGAUUAAUAUUAUCGUUAUGAUUAUUAUAUAAUCACAAUCAUCACAACCAUCUAAGCAUGAAUGCUCUACUGUGUAUAUUGUGAGGAAUAGUUGUUCUUUUUGCAUGUGACAUGUGAUCUUUGCGUUGUUGUUUUUUAUCACAAUAUUCAGGGUAGCUAACAUUUUUGUUGCUGUUAUCUAGGAAAAUAUCACCCACAAGGAAUCAGGAACUAUUUCUAGAGAAUUAACGGUCAAUCAAAAGUUAACUUCUGACAUAAAGCGACUUAAACAGGGUCAAAACUUAAACAUGACCCGCAUCUGUAAAUUGAGUCGUUUGGUGUAUCAUUUACUUUGUAAACAACGAGAAGUGACUGAGCAGAACAAACAGUUGGGUUCACUAUUAAAAAUGCAAAGUCGUAGGUAUGUUAUUGCAGUGUUAUCACUCAUUAUUUUUCUCCUAAUUUCAUUUAUUUUGAUUAUUGGUUGUUUUCAAGUUCGCUUCCAUACAGUCGUGUUUUUCUGCUGUUCUAAUUCAAAAUGAAAAUUCGAUUGGUUAUGACACCAGAGAUGUAUAUCAUAAUUGCCCGGAUUAUAGUCAGAUACUGUUGUUUAGAUUGUAACUUUAAAAACAUUCUCCUUAUCUCAACCUAAAAAUUUGGAUAAAUUUGUGACUAUUCGCCAGCAUGCAGAAGUAAAGCAAGUUGUACGUGAGGAUUAGAAUGGCUUCUUUAGUUUAUUAAAAGUCACAAAUGAACUGUAUUCUAUAUUCAUUCAGUCGGUCACAACGUAGAACCUGGUACGUAUGUACAUCGAUUUAAGUCGCCAUAUCACAUCAACAGAGAAAGAUGAAAUUAUCAGACCGAAUUCCAUAGUAGUAGAUAUAGUAACAGUAUCAGUGGUGAUUGAGAAGAUUAGGCAUCAGAGGUACGACUCAAGAAAACAUGAAUCAGUGAAACAACAACAAAACAAAAGUCAUGGAGAACUCGAAAGCUCAGAAUUCGCAGAACGAUAAAGAAUGGAUGUGCCUGCGUUUAUGUGGAGCAUACGUAUUUGGUGCCUCCUUGUACCAAUGUUUAUGUGUUUAAAUAAAUAAAUAAAACUACUCCUACACCACAUAACAUCGAUCGUUAGGGUAGGUGGUUGUUCGGCACACGUAACACAUCCGUGGCAGUAGUUGUAUGUACAUGGUCAUGUGAGAGCAUUUUAAGAGAGCUGAAUCUUCCCACUCUCAGCCGUACCAGGGCACUUGGGGGCUUUUUGAAUCUAACAAAUAUAUGCUAGAAAAUUUUACAUUCUCUCCCCGGAUUAGCUUUUAGGAGAGGUGAAUUAUAACGAGUAGAAUUUGUUUAUAUUCGUCUAUCAAGGCAAUCCAUGCAUAAAAAAUAUUCCAAAUGUCUAAAUAGUGAUUGAUUUUCUCAAAGUAAUGUUUUCAGCAAUUACGUGUGAUGCUGAAUGAUUUGCUAUAGGGUUGAAUCUUGCCAGAGACUGGAGGUACUCUCAAGUCCUAGAAGUUAUGUAACUCAAAUAAUUGACUUUCUAUUGAUGGAUUUUACAAAUUCAAAACUAGUUAUGUUGGUCUCUACACAUGUAUCAUUCAUGUAAGGCACCAUAUUUUUUUCCGUAUCGUCUUUAUGUCACUUAAAGGUAACUGACAUACAUUAUAGACACUGAAACAGUUUCGUUUAUUUCAAACGAGAUUUUUUAUUUUUGUUUUUACUACUAUUAUUUGUUGAUGCUAAUUUUCAGAAUAAAACAGUUAGAAGCUGUUUGUGGGACAAAUAUAGCCAACAGUUCAGAUGGAUUAGAGUCAACAUCGUCGUCGUCACCUUCAUCGGUUGUUUGCACAUCGUCUUCACCGAGCCACUGCAACCAGUUAUCUUCAUUUAAUGAACAGAAUAUCUUAAAGUCUGGUAAUAAAAGAGUUAAAUCUAGUGAUGUUCGUGUUUGUGAUAAUGAAAUUCAUUGUAUGGUGCCGUCGAAAGUACUUUUUUUGUCAGAGAUUGAUUAAAUUUGUUUCAUCGAAAUUGCUUCCUAUUUCUUCUUUUAAAAAAGUUUGUUUCAUUUACCUAUUUAGGUAAGAAAACUCAGUAAAUGCGAUUCACUUUAUUUUAUUUCAUAUCAUUUUCUUUUCCAGGUAAAUUAAUUAGUUUCUUUUGUACAUUAUUUUAUUUACCGGAAUGUAUAUAUGUUACUUACUUACAAUAUAGUUAUCUUUAUUGACGAAUAUUUUUUCGCUUGUGUACACUGUUAUAAGAUAAAGCCAUAUUCUGAUUAUACAUCAAAUUUACAUCAUUUUAUGAAAUAAUUAGUUGCCAUUUAUUCUGAGGAAUUCGAGACCCAUAGUGACGUUUAGUUACCCAACUUAAAGGUCUUUAGACGAAUGUGAAGGUUGUACGAUAAUGUCGUAUCCCAGUGGAUUAACAUUUAGCAUGGUUUUAUAUUUAUUGGCAGUCUGAAAUGAAUAUUACGAAGAGGAUCAGUUUGACUUAAAUUAGUUUUAAAUUAUGUAGUCCUGAAAAAAUGUCCCCGAUAUAAGUAAAGAAUGUUUCUACUGGUAAGACUCAUGGGAGAUGAUUCCGUACAAAUAACCAUCAAAGGGUUGACGCUUUCUUAACAGCACUCCAUUUUCUAAGAUUGUUUCCAUACGAAAAUAAUCGUAGAAACUGGAGUACGUUUCUGAUUAGUCAUAAGUCAAAGGAACAAAGGGUAAGGCGGACAUAUUUCACACUCAAAUGUUACUCGCUUUUUUACUGAUCAACUUUAUUAGUAUGCGCCCCCUUUCCAUAUGAAGUCGAUAAAAGGCUGCACCUAACAAUCCAUAUUUAUUUGUUGAAGUAUUAUUUUAUGAGAAUAGAAGGGUGUGCAUGUUAACAGUGCGAUGGAUGUUUGUCAAAGGACUAUGUUGUCCGAGAUAGUAGUUAACUAUUUAAUUCUCACAGGAAAUAAUGUAGAUCUCAAAAUAAUUAACACGAUUAAUUCUUGUGCCAAAAUCAUUACCUUACCAAUAUUUAAGAAGAUCGCGUUUUUAUUCUGUCACUAAUUGUUUCACUGACCCAAUAAUGUUUCAAUCUUUGCUUUGCACUUUAACUAAUAACUGGUAGUCUACUUCUUACCCAAUAUUAUUUUAUUUAUUUAUUUAUUUGGACACAUGAAUAUUGGUACAAGAGAGCGCCAAUAUAUAUGCGCCACACAAAACAGUGAAAAUUCGAGAGGAAUACAAAGAAAAAAAAGCUAAGGAGCGCAACAAAAAAAAGAGAGAACAAUAACGAAGAGAUUGGUGUAAGGUAAUGUGCUAGUAAUCAGGGAGCGCAAAGGUACAAUCGGAAGAAAUCUUUCAGGUAAGGGAGACACAACCACUUUUUAUGAAGAAAGUAAAAGGUUACAGCAGGAUCGCCACUGGCUUCUAUUCUGAGCCAUAUCUGAUAACGUCUCUAGCCACUGUGUAGCACCAUCUCUCAGACCCCAACCAGGGAGUCGUGAAGGACCAACACAAGCCAGUUCUUUGCAGCUUUCUUUCAUGCCCCGACACCAUGUCAUGCACUGACCACCUCUCCGCUUCUUCCAACC
Schistosoma haematobium is the source of this 10391-nucleotide messenger RNA. RefSeq names its product F-box only protein 28, variant 2. Gene Ontology annotation, cellular component: nucleus. Bases 171 to 572 code for a protein of 133 amino acids. The record is from RefSeq and is a predicted model, not a curated record. Gene Ontology annotation, biological process: positive regulation of DNA-templated transcription; protein polyubiquitination. Lineage: Eukaryota; Metazoa; Platyhelminthes; Trematoda; Strigeidida; Schistosomatidae. The transcript has 3 exons. Gene Ontology annotation, molecular function: protein binding; transcription coactivator activity.